Molecule: messenger RNA, 573 nt
Organism: Penicillium digitatum Pd1
Lineage: Eukaryota; Fungi; Ascomycota; Eurotiomycetes; Eurotiales; Aspergillaceae
Source: RefSeq, a predicted model, not a curated record
AUGGCCACCGACGUGAGAAUCGCCCAGGCAAUAGGGACGCUUGGCUGUGCAGUGGCAGCAACCCGUUACCCACCUAGCGCGACACGGCCAUUCCAAGAUACCCCAGGAACCUCGACCGCCCACAUGACACACCAGUGGUUUGAUCUAUAUGAUCGUGGCAGCAAAAUUUUCCCUGGAAUAUCCGCAGUAUCUUCACUCGCAAGCCUGUAUGCGCUCUGGGUAUUGCGAGAUUCCCCUACCCCUGCCCCGGAUGUCUUUGGAUCUAGCUGGUCCACAUGCUAUCUGCUUGCUGUCGGAGUUACGAUGAGCAUUGCACCUUUUACGAUUAUGGUGAUGGGGGAGACGAAUACAAAACUGAAGGCUCAUGCAACGCGCGAUGAUGCUGCCGUCGCCGAGGGUACCGAAAGUAUGGUGGUUAGUCCACAAGAGAAGGCGAAGCGGGCUAGGGAGGAUGUCGAGGUGCUUAGACUUUUGCAGCAUUGGUCACAGCUGAAUUUGAUCAGGGCUGCGCUUCCACUUGUUGGGGCUUCCAUUGGGUUCUAUGCUGCUGUCUCCAGCUGGAUAAUACCUUGA